AUGAUGAGCGCCUGCGAAACGAACGGUACCGCCGGCCUUCAGGCGGCGCCGUCGCUCGACGAGAGCACCGCAACAUCCUCCACUCUCGAGCCGCCCGAUAGUGACAGCAAGCUCUCCGCUGCGCUCGACAGGCUCGACCUCGGCGUCUCUCAAGCCGAGGACGCAAAGUCUCGGGCGGCCGGCCUCGCGCUGUGCUCGUCCAACUCGAUGACCAUUCAAUGCCACCGCCCGGCCGAUGCCAAGGCACACUACGGCUCCGGCUCGGGCAUGGGCCACGUGUCGACCAGCUACGGCAGCCGCUUUGCGCGCCACCCGACGCUCCUCGCACCGGCAUCCAUGGAGAGCCACUCGUCGUUCGACACCUUCUGCAGCGUGCCUCCCAGCCCCAGCAUGAGCGAAGGGCUGACGGACAGUCCGAGCAGCGUCUCAAGCAUGAACAGUUUCCGCAGAGGCGACCUCGCCGACAUCGAGGACCUCGACCUCGAGCCGGAGCUCGAGACCGUGAGCGAGUGCGAUGAGGAGUCGAGCAGCCUUUGCUCGACCGACAUCGUCUUAGAUAUGGACUCUGACUCGGAGCGGGCGAGCAACGGAGGCCUCGACAACGAUCACGGCGCCGGCGCGAACCUCGGGCGCUCCGGAACGCUCAAGGCGCUCGCCUCUGGAUCGCCGGCCUCGGACUAUGCCCGCCGCAAGCGCAGCGAGUGGUACCUCAACAGCUACGCCAACAAGAUCGCCGCCCGACGCCCGCGCAAGCCCAAGGCCAGCCGGGUGGCCGAGAUCGUCGAGGAAGGCGGCGGAGACAUCCGGACCACCGUCAUGCCUCGCCCUUCCUUUGCUGGAGGCUCGGCGGACUGGUCGUGCGAGAUGGCCGGUCCCCCCGCGCCUGCCCCGCGCAGCAUCAGCCCUUCCGACACGGUGCCGAGCGUCCCCUCGCCGCUCUGCGUCUGCAUCUCGGCCGACACGUCUCACGGCAGCGGCGAGGCUGGCGGAUCCACUGCGAUGGACGACAGCGUCGAGACCGUCAAGGCGCUCAAGCUCGACGGCGAUGCCACAGGCAAGGACGGCACCUCGAGCGAGGCACGCGACAACUCGACGUUCCCGCAGCUGGACGACACCGCAUCCGAGGCAGCCCCCCGACCGCCUUCGCCGUCGUCUCCGCCGAGAGGCGCACGCGCCCGUCGCGACUCGUCGCCUGCCCGGCUGCGGCCGUGCUUCCGACGACGUUCGUCGAACCAGUCCGCCGCCUCGACGCGCGAGUCGUCGUGCGACCGCGAGUCGGUGCGUGGCCGAUCGGUGCGGUUCAGUCCGGCACCUCCGAUGGAGAUGCGCACGCACAGCCCCGUCGAGUACGACCGCAAAAGCUGCCCGAUCAACAACAAGCUCAGCCCCGAGGACGUCGAGGAGCUCAGGACGAUGAAGAUGGAGAUGGGCCUGCUCGAGGCCAAGUGGGCCGCCGACGCCGCCUGCAAGGCUCCACCGCCAGAGAGCCGCGCCGACACCAACGACGUCGACCGCGCGCUGAGCGAUGCCGCCCACAAUGCUGGCAUCGCCGCACUGAGCGCCGCAUCCCAUCGCGGCUCGAUCGGCGCGGCCGAGACCGGCCCGUCCGGGAUGGCGCACAUGACCACGGCGGCGCGCAUCAGGCUGCAGAAGGAGCGCGAGCGCGAAAAGGAGCGGCAGAAGCAGCUGCCCAGGUUCAACCGGCCGGCGAGGUCGGCGCAGUACGAUUGCGACUCGGUCCGGGCCAAGUUCGGCCAGGCACCGCCUCCUCCUCUGCCAGGGCUGCCUCAGCCAGCGAGCCGCUCCGCAUCGCCCAGGAGCAGCUCCGCUCCCCCCAUCUCGCGGACGCCAAGCGAGGAGAGGGCAUUCCGAUCGCUGCUCACCGAGCCUCCGACCCAGCUCGACAGGCGCACUUCGGUCAUCCCCACGCUGACACAGACGGCGCCCUCGCCGCCGCCCUCGCCGCUCGACGUGGACCAUGCCAACAAGGCUGGCAGAGACGCGUGGCGCCGCCCGAGCAUUGGCGGGCCGACGACAGCUUCGCUGCGAGUCGGCGGCGCCGGUGCAUCCACCGUUGAGUCGCGGGGACGUGCACCUGGUCCUGCCAGCUUGCCCGCGGCCACGUCGCGAGGCGGCACGGUGUCGUCGCCGUCGCCGUCGUCGCCGCUCCGCCCGGCAAACAUGCCGAGCUCGUGGACGCCGCCCUCUUCGAGCCCUUCGCCGUCUCCCCCGUCGUUCCCAGGGCCCAGCUCGUAUGGUGGCUACGACAGCCCGGUCUCGUGCGAGUUCUACGAGAGCGGCAGCGAGUACGACCUCGUCGGUUGA
Molecule: messenger RNA, 2325 nt
Organism: Pseudozyma flocculosa PF-1
Lineage: Eukaryota; Fungi; Basidiomycota; Ustilaginomycetes; Ustilaginales; Ustilaginaceae
Exons: 1
Coding region: 1-2325 (774 amino acids)
Source: RefSeq, a predicted model, not a curated record